AUGUCGAAGCGUAAAGACGCCCCGAAUGCAGCUUCCGGAAAACUUACUCGCAAAGCCAAUGGAGACCACGGCGGCGCCUUCAACACCGGGCGCGUCGUCCCCAAACGCACAAAAUUCCUCGAUGCACGCCAGAUUGCGGCACAGCCAGCGGACGAUGCGCUCAAAGACGGGGAGCUCGACCUCCAAGCCUUCUUGGCCGCUAGACAGUUCGAGAUCGACGCGCUCGAGGACAGCAUGCGGCGGACAAAGGAGGCGAGCAGCAGCCGGGCUUUCCAGAGGCUCCCGCGGAAGAAGGCGAAGGCGGGCGCGGAUUCCAUGGAUGUGGAUGGCGGUGAUAAACUCCCCGUGAAGGCUACCAUCACGACGAGGCCUGCGAGACCCAAACUCCGGCGGAAUACACUCAAUGUUCCUCUCCCCGUCAAGUCCAAGUUUAAGAAGCGCCAAAUCACAAAGACGUGGCUUCCGACCCAUGUCUGGCACGCAAAACGAGCUCGCAUGACGGAGCCCAAGAACCCUCUCUGGAGGUUUGCCGUGCCAUUAACCCCCAACGAGAAGACAUACCGCCCCACCCAUCGCGCUCAAGGCGAGAGCGGAGCCCUAGUCUGGGAUGUCAGCUAUACUAGUACCAUUGGGUUAUAUGGAAAUGUGGCUGGUAUCGAGAGGAGGAAGCGGCGGGAAGUUUUCCUACGAGUGCAUCCGUCUGCAUUUCUCGAACUCUUUGAUGAGCUCCUCCGGCUUAUCAAGAUGGAGACUCCGAGGCUCUACAUCGAGGAUCUGCGCUUCGAAGUUGGAAGCAUCGAGUUUACUGGGCCAGCCUCGACCGAAGUUUUGUCCGGCGUCCUCGUUCCUUACACAAGGGAUGGCAAGCCCAUGGAGUCUCAUGGGAAGCUGUUCAAAGCCCUUACCGGCCUUACGAAUCCGGCGUCGUUACCUGCAAACUCUGUCCUUGGUUUCUCCGUCCAGGAUCCAAGGCUGCAGUACCCAGCUCGAACCGUCAACCUACAAAACGUAGUAGCAGAUGAAUUACUAAAUACCCUGGCUAGUUGGCCUGCGGAAGACGGUCUUCAACCCUAUCAAUUAUGGAGUCGAGACGCCCGAAAUGAAGGAUCCCAUUUGCCCUCCAAGAGGGCUAUCGAUCGCAGGAAAACGAACAAAACCCCUGGCGCCUAUCUCAAAGCUACCGCCGUCGAUCCCCCGAUCCCUAUCAUUUUACUAGCCCAACGCUGCGGCGUGGGAAGGCAGGCACAGGGCACCUGGACGCUCCUCGCCCCGUGGAAAUGCAUACAACCCUUAUGGUAUAGCAUUGUUCACUAUCCACUCUAUUCGGGUGGGAACCCGAGGCUCGGUGGGCUUCGCGAAAUGCAGCAGGUGGCCUUUGAGAGGGAUCAGCCUUGGUUCCCUGCUGACUACAUCAACACCAAUGCCGCGGCCAAAGGCAAGAGGACGGCCUGGGAAUCCGUCGAGCUUGGCGCGAGUCGCAAGGGAGAGGUUGGAAACGGGCUACAUUGUGAUUUUGAGCUGUUACUUGAGACGGGUCUCAAUGGCGAAAGCCACAUGGAUGCCACAACGAAUGGCAAGCCAUCGUCUUCGGCCGAUGCCAUGGAUGUGGACGAAAGCUCGGGGGCAGAUGCAACCAAUGUCGUUAACAGCCCACAGGGUUUGACGAAUAUCUCCCGGCUUUCCAAGGCCCAAUUAAACGACCUUGUGACGGCAAAGAGCCUGUCUUCGCCCCCGAGGACCGUUGUUCAAGUGCGCCUGGCAUUUGUAGGCAAGGGUGUGGCAACCACAUGUGCCCGCAUCUACCGGUUGCCCGCGCGUCGGGCGCCGGAGUCCGCAGACCCUGGUGUGGUCGUCCCAGCCACCCAACAGGCAACAUUGAGACCCCGCGCCGAAAAGGCACCCUGCCCGCAGACUUGCGCGAGCAGUGGCUCGCCUUUCUCCCUGGCGCCAAGGCAUCUGGGAAACCGGCGAGCCGUACGACAACCGCCCAGUAUCCCCGACCUGAUCGGCUUUGUGACCACGGGCGCCUUUUCUCUGAGCGAGGGCAAGGGCGUGGCAAUCGGGUCUAUCGCCGUGGGCAAGGUUCUCGGCGAGCUGCGAGGCGGCCAUGCGAAGGAGGGGACGCUGUGUGUGAUUCGCAACCCUGGCGAGAGCGUGGGUAGGUUGGCCAGGUGGGAGGUGAUCUGA
Molecule: messenger RNA, 2187 nt
Organism: Parascedosporium putredinis
Lineage: Eukaryota; Fungi; Ascomycota; Sordariomycetes; Microascales; Microascaceae
Source: the annotation of a GenBank genome assembly